UGCUUUCUAGGGUUUUUCAAUUUUUUUGACUUUUCCGAAGACGCUGCUGCUCUCUUUGGAUUGGAGAGCACCACCAAUGGCGGAGACGAGGAAGGAACUCUUGGAUCAACCUUCGAAGCCUUCUCUCCUUGAGACCCUUCUCCUAGGUAGCAAAGAUCCUUCGCGCAGAAACCCACCCUUCGAGGCCCGAGCCGAUGGGGACGCGAAGGGAAGACCUAUCACUACCGCAGUUCCUAGGAGCCAAGUUCUUGGAAAAGUGAAGGAUUUUUUAGGAGUAAUGGCCGAAGCAAAUGAAAAAUUGAAGGUUGAUGCCCAGAGUAAUUCUCGUGCAGAUUAUAAUAUAGAAGUGGUUAGCGGCAGUGAACAAGAAUACAUUGAGAUGGAUUUGCUUCUGGGUGUGACUGACCUUCAUACUGCUGAAGCUGUGGCAGCAGCUGAGGCCGCCAUGGGUAGCAUUCGGCCUGCAAUGAACUCUAUUAGCAGCAGCUCAUCUGACACUGAAGAUGAUAGUGAUGAUGGCAGUUGCAGUAAUGGUGAGAUAGAUAGAUGUGGUUUGGACAAGAAAUCGCGUACAGAGAACAAUGAGUCAAUGCAUAAAAAUAAGCCAAAUAAGCGGCCAAAGAUUGUUGUCCUGAACUAAAAGAGUUGUUACAUAGAUAUCACCAUCUGAAAGUAUUAUGGCCAAAGAAGAUGAUCCUUGGUCAUCAGGAAAUCCCUGUUUAACUAUGACUUAAGCAAUUGCUGUUGGGGUGGCUUCUUUCGAAUAUAUGCUGCUUCUGCAUAUCAGGAGGGAGUUGGUUCACUACCCGGGUUUUAUUAGGGAACAGAUAAUGUUACCAUUUGCCAUCCCAGUGAUCUUUUAUUGACUCCGUGAAGUCUACCUGAUUGUUGUAUUCCCUUGUUAAAGGGCUAGGACCUCAGCUUUUGACUAUAGAGUGGUUUAUCAAGUUUCAGAAACAAAUCUGUUCUCGGCAACCUGUUUUCCAGAGCAUGUAAAUUAGUUUUUUGUCAAAUGUUUGGUGAUUAGACAAUCUAUUAUUAAAGUUUUCGAUAGCCAAA
This is a messenger RNA of Elaeis guineensis (African oil palm), 1059 nucleotides long. RefSeq lists its product as uncharacterized. Gene Ontology annotation, biological process: box C/D snoRNP assembly. Gene Ontology annotation, molecular function: box C/D methylation guide snoRNP complex binding. Lineage: Eukaryota; Viridiplantae; Streptophyta; Magnoliopsida; Arecales; Arecaceae. The record is from RefSeq and is a predicted model, not a curated record.